Molecule: messenger RNA, 1204 nt
Organism: Salmo salar (Atlantic salmon)
Lineage: Eukaryota; Metazoa; Chordata; Actinopteri; Salmoniformes; Salmonidae
Source: RefSeq, a predicted model, not a curated record
UCCCCUGGAGCUCUGAGACAGUCCCCUGGGGCUCUGAGACAGUCCCCUGGGGCUCUGAGACAGUCCCCUGGGGCUCUGAGACAGUCCCCUGGGGCUCUGAGACAGUCCCCUGGAGCUCUGAGACAGUCCCCUGGGGCUCUGAGACAGUCCCCUGGAGCUCUGAGACAGUCCCCUGGAGCUCUGAGACAGUCCCCUGGGGCUCUGAGACAGUCCCCUGGAGCUCUGAGACAGUCCCCUGGAUCUCUGUUAAGACGGACCUCCUCGGUCGUUCAGGCUCACCUGUGGCUGUGGGAGGACAUCACUUACCUGACCCAUCAGACUCACCUGCAGGACAGACAGAACCACGCCCCAGAGCAGACACAACUCACCUGGACAGACAGAACCACGCCCCAGAGCAGACACAACUCACCUGGACAGACAGAACCACGCCCCAGAGCAGACACAACUCACCUGGACAGACAGAACCACGCCCCAGAGCAGACACAACUCACCUGCAGGACAGACAGAACCACGCCCCAGAGCAGACACAACUCACCUGCAGGACAGACAGAACCACGCCCCAGAGCAGACACAACUCACCUGCAGGACAGACAGAACCACGCCCCAGAGCAGACACAGCUCACCUGGACAGAAGACCCAGCUCACCUGGACAGAAGACCCAGCUCACCUGGACAGAAGACCCAGCUCACCUGGACAGAAGACCCAACUCACCUGGACAGAAGACCCAACUCACCUGGACAGAAGACCCAGCCCACCUGCAGUCCUGAAGGUAUCCCAGAGUUCCACCAGGUCCAGUCCAGCCUCCUAGUCGAGCCUCUCUCUCUGUCCCCCUGCUUCCUGCUGUUCUGUAGUUGGCGCUGCUGUCAUUAUGGACUGUUAGCAGAUCUACAUUUACUACACACCAAGUGAGGUAAGAUCUCUGGUCUUGUCUUUUUUGUGUGAGAAACGUUUUUCAUGUUUUGUUAAAUGAUUUGCUAUUUCUUUAAUAAGCUCAGCAACGAACACACUUCUCAUAUGCCUUUUUUUUUUGUUGCAAUGUUUUGAGAGCUGCGCGUUUGACCACAAGCAACAGGCAUCAGAACCAUUUGCAUUGUGUUGGUUUGAAUAAGGAACUGUGAAGGGCUAUGAAAUACUACUUUCCCAUCAGCCCAGAGACGGAGUUAGAAUACUGUUGGAUAGAGGGGGUUAGAUAGAGGGGGUUAGA